AUGAACCUGCAGAUAGGUCAUAUGCUCAUGAUGACCACUACGAGGAUACAGAAUUGCGAAGUCGGCGAGCACGUCACAGCAUGCAUGUUCCAUCGGCUCCAAAUCUUCAAGCAAAUGGAGGAGCAUCGGGCUCGCGAGCCAAGUCUCGAUCAAGAAGUGCUCCAAGGCUUGGAGUUGAAUAUACUCAAAAACAAGUUGACCUUGUAUCCCGUAUUCGUCGCUGCAAGGAUUACUACGAAAUAC
This is a messenger RNA of Mesorhabditis belari, 243 nucleotides long. NCBI's taxonomy places the organism in Eukaryota, Metazoa, Nematoda, Chromadorea, Rhabditida, Rhabditidae. The record is from the annotation of a GenBank genome assembly.